Molecule: messenger RNA, 4155 nt
Organism: Solanum dulcamara
Lineage: Eukaryota; Viridiplantae; Streptophyta; Magnoliopsida; Solanales; Solanaceae
Product: protein argonaute 2-like
Exons: 3
Coding region: 503-3802 (1099 amino acids)
Biological process (GO): regulatory ncRNA-mediated post-transcriptional gene silencing
Cellular component (GO): cytoplasm
Molecular function (GO): RNA binding; protein binding
Source: RefSeq, a predicted model, not a curated record
UUAGAUUUUUCGAUAGUACUUAACAAUAAAUUUAAAUGAGACGACGAAGGAAUGGAUAAUUCAUGAUAUUUUGUCCACUAUUGUUUAUAUGUAGGAUUCUUUUUCCGUUCCAGGUUCAACAGUCACUGACAAGUUCAGUACGUCGUAAUCGUAUUUCUUCACCAAUAACCACCUUUUCCUUGGCCACUGAUCCAGAUUAAAUACCAAAACUACCCUCAACCCCAAAAGAUUGGAAGACAAGAAACACAAUAAUAUUUUGUCGUCAUCUUCUUAUUUAUUUAACAAAUAUUAUAGGAUUAAAAGGUCAAUUGCAUGCAUGAAUUUUAUCGUCUCACUUUUCCAAAUUCCUUUUUCGUCAUUUAGCGUCUACGAUAUAGAGUCUUUCUGUCUUUUUAUUUUAGCGCCUCCCUCAAUUUUUCAUCAUCAUUCUCAACACAAAAAAUUAGAAGAAUUUACAGUUGCUAGUUUUCUUUCUCUCUUAGCUUACUCAAGUUAGCAGCAAAUGGACCGUGGAAAGUACCAACGUGGUGGAGGUUACCGUGGUCGAGGUCGUGGUCGUGGUUACUACGAACAGGGACAAGGCCAAGGCCGUGGUGAGCCUCAGAUGGGUUCAUCUUCCUGUAACCAACCACCAUUUCAGUCUCCACAGCAAUGGGGGAACCAGCCAAGGCCAUUGGAUCCGGACAAUCAGAACUAUCCAGUUAGUCAGAGUCCGGGUCGUGGUGGUACUCUGGUCAGCCAACCUGGUCGUGGUACUGCUUCGCCACGGCCACAACAGCAACAGGGUACUGACGACCCAAGCACUGCUUGGCCAACGCUAGCAAAGGCUGCACAGCAACAGGGUAGUGACGUUGCAAGCACUGCUUGGCCAGCGCUACCACAGAAAAAGAGCAGUAGCGUUCCGAGUACUGUUUGGUCCCGUCCACCUUUGCAACACGGCAGUGGCGGCGGCGUUGGUACUUCUCUGCAGCAACAUGGUGGUGGAAACGAGCAACAGCAGGUUAGUAGCGGUGGAGUUGGUACUGUUUCGGCUCGGCCAUCACUACCGCAGCAGCCACAGAAACAGGGUAGUGGCGGCGGAGUUAGUAAUGUUUGGCUCCGGCCACCGUCGCUGCUACAUGGUGGUGGAAACAAGCAGAAGCAGGUUAGUAGUGGCGGAGUUGGUACUGUUUCGGCACGGCCACCACCACUGCAGCAGCCACGGAAACAGGAUGUUCCAGUUCUUCUGGGGACCCUGAAUACUACGGAUCCAGAAAGUUCCGAGAAUAAACGUGUGCCAAAGCCACGACCUGAUGCUGGAAACAAGUCUGGCCAGUCAAUUAGGCUGUUCGCUAAUCACUUUCAUGUUACAUUUAAUCCCGAGACUAUCAUAAUGCAUUAUGAUGUGGAUGUUCAAGAGAAGGUUGAUGGGAAUCGAACUGGAAAGACGGUAACAGACAAGUCUGAUCUCCGUAGGAUAAGAGAAAAGUUGUGUAAGGAUAUGCCUGAGGAAUUUCCCAUAGAUAAAACUGCAUAUGACGGUAUGAAGAGCAUUUUCAGUGCUGUUCCACUUCCUAAUAAGUGUUUCACCGUGAACUGCUCUGAUGACGGGCGCUCGUAUGACUUUACCAUCAAGUUUGCUACUGAAUUAAAUCUUGGCAACCUGAACGAGUAUUUGGGUGGGAACUUCUUGGGUAAUCCUAGUAAUAUACUACAAGGAAUGGAGUUGGUUAUGAAAGAAAAUCCUAAAAGGUGCAGGAUUUCUGUAGGUCGUUGUUUCUACUCUAAUGUGCCUUACGAAGACUUUGGUCUCGGGGUUGCUGCACAUACAGGUUUUCAGCAGAGCCUAAAGCCUACAUCUGAAGGGCUUGCGUUGUGCUUAGAUUACUCAGUCUUGGCACUCCCGAACCCAAUUCCAGUGGUGAAGUUUCUGGAGUUGUUUUUUGGAGUACCUCUCAAAGAAAUUUUCAGGAGUAAAAGGCAAGCUGCAACUGAUGUAUUGACUGGUUUGAAAGUCAGAGUAAAUCAUCGUCGUAACAAGCAGAAGUUUGUUAUUAAGACUCUAACUCGAGACAAGACUAGUGAACUUACUUUUCAUUUUGAAGAUACAGAAGGCCACAAAAGGAAGGUUCAUCUUGUUGACUACUUCAGGGAAAAAUAUCAGGUGGAGAUUGAGCUCGAGGAUAUUCCUUCAUUAGAUAUUGGAAAAGGUAAAAAGAAAAACUAUGUCCCGAUGGAAUUCUGUGAAUUGGUUAGGGAACAACGGUUUCCUACGGAUCGUUUGGAUAUGAAUACAUCCCGGGUUUUGAGGAAGAAAUCACUACCUGAUCCCCCAGAGAGAAGGGAGACAAUACGUAACAUGGUACUGGCUCAAGAUGGACCGUGCGGGGCUAUCACCCGUAAUUUUGAGAUUGAAGUUGAUGAUGACAUGAUCAGUAUUACGGGUCGUAUUCUUCCUGUCCCUGUUUUGAAGAUAGGCGGUCAACGUCCACUUUAUAUCAAUAAUAAAGAAAAAUGCCAGUGGAACCUUGUUGGGAAAUAUGUGGCGGAAGGCAAAGCGCUUCAACGAUGGGCUUUGAUAGAUUUUACCCCCUCUAGAUCCAACUUAAGUCUACAAGUUGAUCAAUUUGUUAACGGAUUGAUAGAUCGGUGCAGAAAUUUGGGUAUGAAGAGUGAAGGACCUGUCGUAAUACGUUCCAGUGGUAUGAAUGUACUCUCUGACGUUGAUAAGGUUGAAGAACUCCUCAAAGAUGUGGUUGAUGAAGCUCGCCAGAAAAACAAGGGUAAACUUCAAAUGAUAGUUUGUGUUAUGGAAUCAAAGCACAAUGGGUACAAAUAUCUUAAAUGGGUCUCUGAGACAAAAAUUGGCAUUGUAACCCAGUGUUGCUUGUCUUCUAAUGCCAACAAGAGACAGGAUCAAUUUUUUAGUAACCUCUGUAUGAAGAUUAACGCAAAACUUGGAGGCAGCAAUAUGGAACUUAUGGAAAGUCUCCCUAAUUUCACAAGUGUGGACAAUGUCAUGUUCAUUGGAGCUGAUGUUAAUCAUCCUGGUGCCAGGAAUGAUGACAAAUGUCCAUCCAUAGCAGCUGUUGUUGCCACCAUCAACUGGCCAGCUGCUAAUAGAUAUGCCGCUAGAGUUCGUCCUCAGGACCACAGGACUGAGAAGAUUCUAAACUUUGGACAAAUGUGUAAAGACCUAGUUGAUACUUAUGCUCGACUCAACUCGGUUAAACCAAACAGAAUUGUUGUUUUCCGUGAUGGUGUGAGUGAGAGUCAGUUUGAUAUGGUACUCAACCAAGAGUUGUCUGAUUUGGCGAACACUAUAUAUGAGAGUCACUAUCGACCAGCAAUCACUCUUGUUGUGGCUCAGAAGAGACACCAUACACGACUAUUUCCUGCAGUCGGCAGUGGAAAUGUGCUUCCGGGUACUGUUGUGGAUACAAAAAUUGUUCAUCCAUCUGAUUUUGACUUCUAUCUUUGCAGCCACUAUGGACAGUUGGGUACUAGCAAGCCAACUCACUAUCAUGUUCUAUGGGAUGAGAAUGGUUUCACUUCUGACAGCUUACAAACGCUUAUAUACCACAUGUGCUUCACUUUUGCGCGAUGCACUAAACCUGUUUCACUUGUUCCACCAGUUUACUAUGCAGACCUUGUUGCCUACAGGGGAAGGAUGUUCCAAGAGGUGCUUAUGGAGAUGAACUCUCCUAGGUCUACAACUUCAUCCAAUGCAGCUUCGUCGUCGUCAUCUUCUUCACGUGCCUCAUUUGAACAAAAAUUUUAUGAUCUGCACUCUGAUUUGCGGAACAUAAUGUUUUUUGUUUAAUAACAGACCCGUCAGCUUUUUGAUCUCCUUCAUUCCCACACUGGGGAGGAGAUGCCCAUUUCCAAACGCAUUUGAGCCUCCUUUCUGUCGGACCUAGCAAAGGAGUUUGUGCGUGAAUCUAAUGGGAUUUCAUGCUUCUUUUAUUGCCUCCCUGUCUUUUAUUUUCUAGAGAGUGAGUUUGUCCAGUCAUAUCUUAAUGGUAUGACGUUUGAUUAUGUUUUAUUUACUCUAAGCGUCUCUGGAGGCCACUGUCAAGUAUAUCUGAACUGUUUGUCUGCUUAAAUUGUGUGAUGUUUUCUAUUAUGUAUUGUGAGACAAAAGUUGAAUUUCGUUUAAUGUAUUUGUUUGAACUA